Messenger RNA from Paramecium octaurelia, 2758 nucleotides. The record is from the annotation of a GenBank genome assembly. NCBI's taxonomy places the organism in Eukaryota, Ciliophora, Oligohymenophorea, Peniculida, Parameciidae.
AUGAAAUAAUUUUACUCUUAAGAAAUUCACUAUUAGGUUGUUGCUAAAUUAGACGUCUAAGAAUAUCUAAAUAAUCAAUUUGAGAAAGAUUUUCAUUUGCUUUUAAUUUAACAUGAUAUGCAAAGUAAUGUAGGAUAUUUUUAUUUUAAUUUUAUAACUAUUUUAGACCGCCUACAAAUUUUAUAUGAUAAAAAUUCAAAGGAAAAGUUAGACGAUUUAAUUAAUUAUCCUGGUAUUUGGCAAGAGAAGGGGAUUAGUCAAUGCGUUUAAAUUCAAAAAGCUUUUUAGUAAUUGAAAAAAAAUCUAAGAUUUGAAUGUAAGAUAGAAAUUGAUUUGGUCGGUAGCAAAUUUGGAUAAUCUUUUUAAGAUAUGUAUAAAGGAUUAAAAAUUACCUAAAAAGUUGAUCAAAUAUGGAAUAAUACAUAAAAAUUUAAAUAAGGACUUCUAGAACAAUAUAUAAUAAUAGAUUCUAAAAUUGAGAUUAAAACUAGUGCAGCAUCCUAUAAUGAAUCUUUUAACUAUAUAAAGUCUCCUAAAGGAAAUCCACCUCCUUAAUUUAAGACAAAUUUUCCAAAGCAAUUUCAUCAAAUUAUGAUUUAGUCACAAGGUUGGAAUAGACUUUAUAAAGAACUCUACGAUGUAAUAAAGUAAGAAAUUGGCUAUUCUAAAUCUAAAUUAGAAUUUUCGGGAUCUUAAUUAAAUUAAUUAAUUAAUCUAGGUGUUAGAGAGGACGAUAAUAUUUAAUCCUUUAAUCCUUAUGUAAUAAAAAGUAUCAUGUAAAAGGUAUAGAAUAACAUAAAGGUAAAAUAUAACAAUGAAUUUGCUUAAUAUGGUCUAAUUUUAACCGAUGUUGGAGAAAGAUGCAUCUUUUAUUAUUCCAUGUUAAUUAUAUGGAGAUUUCUUUGUUAUUAACGUUGGAAUUCAAAAGAUAUAUAAUAAAAACAUUAGAACAAUUACUAAAAUGAAUUAAUAAGAUGUAUUGCUGAAAUUAACUAAGAUAAUGAAAAAAAAGGUUGUAUUAAAGCAAACGAACUAGUGAAUAAAAUAACAAAUUUUUUAAAAACCUAAUUUUUGGAUAGAACGAAGAAGGAGGUGUUGUAGAAAAUGAGUUAACAAAGCAUGACAAAUGCUGAACUUAUUGCAAAAUUAGACAAGGAAUUGUUAAUCGAAGUUAAUGAAAAAAGAUUUGAGGAUGAACAGUUUAAGUAAAAUAUACUAUCCUAUACGACUGAUCAUAAAUCAUAUAUAAAUAAGUACACGUAGGAUAUGUUAACCAAAGUUUAACUUAAUUUGUUAACUGAAUAUAGCGUUUAAUAUAGAAAAGAAUUAAGUAAAUACUUCAGGAGUAUAUAAGAAAAUGCUAAAAUUUUCUAUAAAUAUAUUGAGAUUUAACAAAAGGAAGUUAAAACAAUUAAAUAUUUUUAUUCAGAUGCUGAUUAAAAACAUAACCUAUUUUAUGAAAAUUAUCUUUUUAAAUUGCUUUUUUAAUGUCUUAUUGGGAAGAUUGAAGAUAAAAUUGAUAUCAUUGACAUUCAAUAUUAAGAGAUUUUCUAAACUAGCAAUUACAAUCCUGUUAAUAGUAAGUUUGUUAUUAAUUUGUAAUUAUUAAAUUAAUAAGAUCAAUAAGUUUACAAUUUAAAAUCAUUUGUUGAAUCAUUAAUAAAAUAAUUAGAUGAAAUAUUAAAAAAAAUCAAUAAAAUAUCUAUUAAAUAAAGUGAAUAUGAGCUAGAUGUUGAGUUUGGUAAAUUAAAAUUGUAAAUGAAUGGUUGCGAAUAUAUAUGUCCUUGCUGCAAAAGAAAAUGUGAUCAAGAUAAUGAUAAUAAACAUACUCAUUAGUGUUAAAAUGGCCAUUAAAUAAGAGGUAAUCUUAUAAUUUAUUUAGGCAUUAAUGGUAUUUUGAUUGAAAAAAGCCCAUCAUUAUAUACUUGUGAAGAAAUUCUUGAUGAAUGUAUUCUUAGGACACUUGAGACAAAUCUCAAGAAAACUUGGAAGGAAGUCAAAAUGACGCAUUCAACAUGGAAUUUCAAAAAUUAAGAUGACGCAACAAGAAGUAAAAACAAAGAAAAAUGGAAAAAUGUUUGGAAUUUAGGUUUAGGAAAAUUGGUUUGCUCAUAUUUAGAAAAAUAAUUGAAACAUUAAAUCAUAUUCAAAUAAAAGUCAGAAUUUGAAAAUUAAGCUUCUAAUAUUCAUUAUAUUCUUAUUCUUGAUGAUUCAGGUUCAAUGUAAGGAGAUAAAUGGAACAUAGCAAAAAACGGAGCAUUAGAAUGUAUAAAGUAGUUAGAAACUACUGAUUGUUCAAAAGUUAGUGUUAUAAUCUUUAAUCAAGAAUCAAGAGUAGCAGAAGAAUGUUAAACACCAAAUUUCAAAGAGAUGAAUAAAAAAAUCUAGUAUAUGGGAGGAGGCACAAAUUUUGAACAUCCAUUUGAACAAGCACUAAAAUUGGUUUAAAAAUAUACUGGCUUUAAUAAGUAAGAAAAUAUAACAUAUUAGAAUUUAAAUAUUAUUUUAUACAGAUGGAUAAGCAGGUUAUCCAAAAGCAACAAUUGAUCAAUUCUGUUAACUACCACAAGAAAUAAGACAAAUAAUUAACUUAAGAGCCUGUUCAGGAGAAGAAUCAACACAAUCAUUAGAACUCAUAAUAAGCAAAUUUACAAAUAAUAUGUAGUCAGCUUAAUUAAGAAAUUCUGUAUAACCUAUGGAUAUUUAAAAAAUUUGGACAGAAGUAGUGAGCUAAAAUAUUCAUUCACAACUGGUAUGA